AUCUGUGCUUCUAUGGAACACACACACACGCGCAGCGAACGCGGGUGAAGCACAUAAAACAUAUUUAGCUUAUGGGCAGUGCAUGUUGCAGUGCAGUAUUAUAAUUUGCUCUUUUUUUUGUAAAGCAAUAGUAAAAGGCAUCUGCCAAAAGUGUUAAUUCCUGGCUGAAGUUAAUCCCUAGCCACGCGAUGGCUUUCUUCUACGGUGUGUGGGAGGCGAGCGUGUAAAUCACAACAGGUGGGCCGAACUUAUGCGCAGGAAGCUUAGAAAUGCCAAGUAUAGAAGCGCCAUGUUUGGCACACCGUAUUGCGGACGGCGGACACCUUAGAUGCAGCAUGAAAAGGCAAUCUUUCCCCUUGCCAUGUCGUUUUUGAUCAAGCUUUUAAGCGAUCCUCCGAUUGAAUAUUGCUGGCAACAAUUCUGGUCGGAUGUCUGGACAUGGCUAGUGUAAAUUAUCAAAUGAAACCAGUCGUGCAGUUAAUUAAACGAGUGUUCGCAUGCUACGAGAACCAACAAUCAAAGCAUCGAAUUAGAGUGUAGAGAGCUUAUUGGGGCAGUGCCGUAACCGAGGUCCUCCUGAGAUCUGGAUAUCGAAUCCCGUCUGGACUGUUGUCUCCCGAAACACCUCCGGCUUAAUAGUUUCCGUAGGAUUCUUGCGCCAAACUUAUACAUGAUUUCUUUUCCUUUCGUUAAAGAUGACCGAAGACUGACCGCAGAUGAACAACUGCAGCUAGAAAUCUCGAGUAGCUAAGGACAGCCAAAGUAGGAGCAAUUUUUUUAAGCAAAACAUCGUAAUAAUUCGUCCCGCGAUCCCAAGCAACACACCCAGUAUUUAAUCCUCAUCGGCAGCUGACCCUGAAGACUGAAUAGCAUCGAGCCGAAAAAUGAUGCGAUGAUUCCGUACCUCCAAAGGCAAGGCGAAGCUUAAAGAGUUCACCCCAGUUGCUUUCCUCCCUUCUGUAGCAGCUUCCAAUCUGCGUCUGCUAAUUGUUAGUUUGAAUUGCCAAAAUGUCGACGCCACUGCACCGCGUGGUCGUAUGGGAGCAUGAAAUGUCCGACCAGUGCUCCUGGCUACCGUACAGCCCAUCCGUAACCCAGCUGCUGGAACGAGCGUACACGAAGAAUCUCACCCGAGUGCUGCUAAAGGAUGCUGACCCGGCAUUGGCGCUUUACGAGGUUGAUCUGGUGCAGAUGGUGCAGACGCAGCACGGUACGGUUAGUCUGCGCAAUACAAGCGUCCGACGCUGCCUCUACCCACCGAAUUCGCCCGCCGCAAUGGGCAUCAAAUGGGAAUGGUAUGGGGCGAAUCCGAAGAUAGCAUGGCAUCGCUUUCCGCUCGACAUUCAGUCGCUGAUCGAGCAAGCGUGGUCUAAGGGUGAAACGCUGCUCGAUCUGAACAACACAACGCUCAAAAAAUCGAUCCUGAUCGAUCUAGCUAGUAUGAACCAGACCGUAAGCGGGAGACGCAAUCCGAUCGUGACGCCGAUUCGGCGCAAAAAUCAAGCACCGUAUCCGUUGCUAAAGGUGACUCUUCCAACCGAUACCAUGCCCGGGAUGAGUCAAAAUAAUGCGCAUGCUAACGCGUCUAGGGGAAGCAAUGUGUCGGGCGGUGCCAGCAACCAACAGGCGAGCAGUUCCGGUAGUCAACCGCAACACUCGGGCAAACUGACGCAGAUAUUGAACAACAUUUUUGGCAGUAAAUCACAUUCGCAGACACAGAACGACUGUGCUCAGCAGCAACAACAGCAGCAGCAGCAGCAGCAGCAGCAGCAAGACCAACCACAUACUCAGUCGCACGGAUCGAAGCUUAGCACGGGACCACCGAACCCGAAUCAGCUGGCGACGCAAUCAACCGGCGGUCAAAAGCACCAUCAGCACUCGCAACAAUCAACGCAACGCAAUCGGUAUGCGUUUGCUUCCGGUCGUUCCUACCAGCACCAAAGUAUUGCUACCGAAACGGCGGACCCGGCACGCAUGCCGCAGCAACCGGAGCAGUCAAGAACAUCCCACCGGCAACAGUUUGGUGGUGGUGGCGGUGGUAGCAGUGACGCAGCUAGCAGCCAUAAAGCGCGGCGCCCAAGCGUGGACACCGUAUCGACCUAUCUGAGUCACGAAAGCCAAACGAGCAGUCGGCACCAUCUUGAUUCCUGGGAGUUUGACAUGCUGAACAGCUCGAUGGGCAGUGAUGAGGUAUUCAUGCCAAGCAAUUUCGGUCCAUCGACGGAUCAGCAUUCGCUACGUCGCCAUCCGAUUGUGGGCCCGGCUGAGGAUAGCUCAUCGCUUCCGGAUGAUCUUUUGCAGCAUAGCAAGCCGGAUGCACGGUACCAACCGGCGACUGCUGAGACGUUCCCAGCACUGCUGUCUUUGAUGAAUGACAAUGGGAAUGGAUUGCAUGUGGUGGGUGUAACGAGAGAGUCGAAGGCGAUUGCAAAGUACGUCCAGGUGGCGGACCCACCACGCUGGCCCCGUGCCCAACCGUGUCCGAUGUGUAUGGAAGAGCUGCGCCCCGGUGGUCAGAAGGUCAAUGUGGCCCUGUCCCGAUGUAAGCAUCAGAUGCAUCUGGACUGUUUGAAUCUGCUCCUGAUAAAGCAACGGCGGUUAGCCACCUCACAGAAGAAUUACUACAUCGAAUGUCCGACCUGUAUGUCGGUGUAUGGCGUUAAGAUUGGCAACCAACCGCCCGGUACGAUGACCUAUCAGCUGCUAUCCGGUGGACUUCCGGGAUAUCCUCCGACAGGCAUAUACGAAAUCACCUACAAUAUCACCUCCGGCAUACAGGGACCGUAUCAUCCGAACCCGGGCGCCGCCUUCUUUGCAGUAGGCUUUCCACGCAGAUGCUACCUGCCGAACACGCUGCUCGGUACCAAGAUCUUGUACUAUCUGGAUGUCGCGUUUCGGCGCGGUCUACUCUUCACCAUCGGACGCUCGGUCACGACCGGCGUGGAGGAUGUGGUGAUGUGGACCAGCAUCGAACACAAGUCACAGGUAUCGAUGUAUCCCGAUCCGCUCUACCUUGAUCGCUGCCUGCAGCAACUUGUUCAUCUCGGCGUAACUGAUUGAGCUGUAUAUGAAGGUCCGCGUUGGAUGCUCGUUUAGGGGAACUGUCGGUGUCUUGUCUUUAUGGAUAUAGUGAAAUGAAGGGGCAGCCUCGAAUACUCGGCAAGUGCAAUCGGCAUUUAAUGUAGUACAGUACAAGCACAGGAACACAGCCAGACCGAUUUGUCUAGAAUGACUGAUUGUACAAAUUUGAUAUGAUGAUAGAAACUGUUCUAAUUUAUCCUAUCGGAAUGACUGUUCGAUAAAAGCUCGCAAUAGUGUAAUGAUUUAAAUGUUUGGCAAUGAAAGUCCAUCGUUUUUUUUUUACAUAAAAAUCUUUAAAACAUGCAUUUAAACGUUACGGAAAAGUAUUAUACAGCCCAUUUCUUCUGUCGAAUACGGCAACCCUCGUAAAGCAAAAGACAUUCAGACUAAUAUGCGAUAGCAGGGUAUUACAAUACGUAGCUGCAACCCAGUAUUCGAUAUUUUAAUGAUGUGAUAAAAUGACUUUGCCUCAUUAUCGUCCCAACCAGCAUACGUUAGGGGGAGAGGUUUCGCGUAACUUGUAAAUGACAAUCUGUGCUUUAACAUCAAAUGGCCAUUUAGUGUAGUUUAAAAAAAUUCGUAUACUAAGCACACACACACACACACACAUACACACACAGAGCUCUUCCAGGAAAGGUUCACACCGGUUCCGUAUCCGUAAUGCAUACACAUGCCAGGUGACAAUUGUUAAUGCAACUGUAAGUCUUCCUAGCUAAAUGUUUGUUUUUUUUUUGUUUAAAUCUAAAACUUUUGGUGUUUAAUUUAUGUUCCUUUAUAGUAGUAAUAGUUUGGUAUGGUAAGUGUAGCGCAAAGAGAAAAUUCUAAUCCCAGUGGCGAUGAUAGGAUUUGUAGGUAGUAGGGAGCCAGUAGGUAAGCCAGAUGGAGUCGAAGCCAUCGAUGGGAUGAUUUGUGGAAUGAAGUACGGCACCAA
This is a messenger RNA of Anopheles stephensi (Asian malaria mosquito), 4012 nucleotides long. It is a transcript of the gene dx, whose product is annotated as protein deltex. The coding region runs from base 1009 to 3060 and encodes 683 amino acids. The record is from RefSeq and is a predicted model, not a curated record. Gene Ontology annotation, molecular function: zinc ion binding; ubiquitin protein ligase activity. Gene Ontology annotation, cellular component: nucleoplasm. NCBI's taxonomy places the organism in Eukaryota, Metazoa, Arthropoda, Insecta, Diptera, Culicidae. Gene Ontology annotation, biological process: protein ubiquitination; Notch signaling pathway. The transcript is spliced from 4 exons.